Orbilia oligospora ATCC 24927 is the source of this 2652-nucleotide messenger RNA. RefSeq lists its product as uncharacterized. NCBI's taxonomy places the organism in Eukaryota, Fungi, Ascomycota, Orbiliomycetes, Orbiliales, Orbiliaceae. Gene Ontology annotation, molecular function: lyase activity; carbohydrate binding. Gene Ontology annotation, cellular component: extracellular region. The coding region runs from base 1 to 2652 and encodes 883 amino acids. The record is from RefSeq and is a predicted model, not a curated record. Gene Ontology annotation, biological process: carbohydrate metabolic process. The transcript has 3 exons.
AUGAGCCGGCCACCGCCACUUUUCUUCACUUUCGCAUUCACCCUUCUCCUUCUCGCUAUAAUAUACACAAACUUCUCUUCAAUAACCUCCACAACUACGACCAUGUUUUCACGUUUGUCAAAGUUUCGAGAGAAAGUCCACGAUAAAUUUCAUGCCGGCGGUUCGUCGUCGGCGUACCCCGGUCAACAAGCUCCGCCUAUUCCGGAAAAACCACAUGUACAACACAAACCUCCGCCAAUACCCCCAAAACCAGUGUCAGCCGAGGCAUACGCGAUACUCCGGAAACGAUGGAUGAAUAUUGUAGUCGGUGAUUUCGAUCAUAUUGAUAGCUCGAGUAAAGAGAUUCAAGAUCGGAUGACCAAAAUGUCAACGGCCAUGGACAAGCUUUUGGAGACUUAUAACCCUACUGAUACGCAAGUAUUUAAUAAUUGUGGACCGUUCUGUGCAACAACGGUGCAUUUUAAGAAUACCUGUGGGAGACUGCUAGCUUUGGCUAUUACUUGGGCGACACCGGGGACGCGACGGUAUCAAGAUCCGGAUGUUCUUCAGAAGAUACUUUAUGGCAUUGAUGUCGUUUUUGAGAAUUUCUUUGUGAAAAUGGCGGAUGACAUAAAGAAAUGCAUUGAGACGAGGCAGAAUUGGUGGAAUAUCCAAAUAGGAGCGCCUCAGAACCUCGGCGAUCUAGGUGUAAUCCUCUACCAUCACCUCCAUCCAACGCGACGCCAGGAAAUAGGCGCAAAGAUUGUAGAGCUAGUUGGAAAUCCAUUCAUCCCUAGUCUGAAAGGUGGAAACCGCUCUUGGGUUUCGCGAAUCCUGAUUGUUGCCGGAAUUUUCACGGAUAACGCUACGACUAUCUACACCGGUAUCCGUUGUCUUAGCGCUGAUGGCGGCAGCGACAACGUUCGUAAAAAUACUUUGUUCGGAUACAUAAAGCCUGGCGAUGGCGAAGGGCUAUACAAAGAUGGAAGUCUUAUCUCUCAUGAUGUUUAUCCCUAUGCUGGGGGUUAUGGGUUGAUUAUGUUAGGGUCUCUUGCGAGACUGCUUAAUCUUUUGAAUUCGGAGCAGAGUCCACCUGAGUUUAUGAUUCAAGAUGAACAUCUAGGGAUUAUUUAUCAUUGCGUGGAAAGGAAUUUUAUGCCGGUAGUUUGGCAGGGGAUUAUUUUUGAACAUGUUAGAGGGAGAGGGGUUGCAAGGAGAGAGGGUCCAGGAUGGGAUAACGGCCAUCUCUUAGUCCAUGCCACUGCUCUACUUACCCUAGGCUCACCCUCUUCAUUAACACCUCAUCUCUCCUCUUACGUCCGUCUUUGGCAGUCCACAAACCCCGGUGACAUCUUCCGCGAUGCCGAAAUCCCUCAGAUCUCCACUCUCCAAGCCAUUCUCUCGAAUCCAUCCCUGCCCAUAGCUCCUUCACCAAAAGGCUGUUUCGCAACCCCAAUGCAAGAACACUUCGCCUAUCAUUCCGUAGACGACAACUGGUGUUUCACACUCUCAAUGUCCUCCACACGAAUUGGUAGAGCAGAAACACUAAACAACGAGAAUCUAAAAAGCUGGUAUCAAGGCGAUGGGAUGACUUACCUCUACACUUCCACCCACAAAACACACUAUGGAGACGACUACUGGCCAACGAUGGAUCCACUUCACUGCCCUGGUACUACAAACCACCAAACCCCCAUUCCAUCACCGAUGCCUUACAAAUCUAUGGGUUACAAACCAUGGUCUGGCGGCGUUUGUUGGGCUAGCGGUGGAUGGGGCAAUGGUGUAGCUUAUGGGUCUAACUCUGUUGGGGCACGAUUUGCAGCGAUCAGUAUGGAUCAUUUGGCUCUGGAUAAACACUCCUCAGCGAAGAAAUCGUGGUAUUUGACGGAUAGGGGGGUAUUUGCGUUGGGGGCUUCUGUUAGUUCUGAUAUUCAGCCUGGGACGGAGGUACAUACCACCAUCGAAUCUCGAAACCUUGAUCAACCGGGGAGAAUGGUUGUUAUCAACGGUGAAGAAUAUACAGAUCCUCCUGGUUGGGUUAAGAAGAGCAAUAGAGUCCAUUGGGCCUGGUUGGAGAACACUGGUGGUUAUAUCUUUCUCGACGCCAAGGACCGUACUCCGACUGAAAUGGUUUUCACAAGAGAGAAGAGGUGUGGAUGUUGGAAGGACGUAACUGGUGAUGGGAAACCCGAUGAGAUUUGUAGAGAAUAUGUCAAUAUUGUUGCAAAUCAUGGGGUUAAUCCUAAAGAAGGGAAAUAUGCAUAUGCAGUACUUCCGCUGGCGACUAGAGAGGAGACGGAGUACUUGCAAGCUAAUCCGACAUGGAACGUUAUACGAAAUGAUGGAAAUGCUCAAGCCUUGGAGUAUAGGUUCGAUGAAGGGGAGGUAACAUUCAUUACCUUUUGGAAUAGAGUUGAGGUUAAGGGGAUAAGGGUUGAGGAACGGUGUCAGGUUAUCUGGGGAAGGUGGAAGGGAGAAUGGUGCUUGUCGGUCUCGGACCCACAGCAUCAGAAUAAUUGUAAGGUGGUAGUUGAUGUCGCGAUGAUCAGGGAUCGGGGCUUGAGGGUGGGAAGAAGUGAUGAAGGGGUGACAGUUGAUGGGAGUAAAGUGAUCAUAGAGGGAUUGAAAAACGGGGCGACCAAAAGUGUAUGCUUUUGGGAGCGGGACGAGCUUUAG